GUGCCAUUACGAAAAAAAAAUCCUAUUUUAUUUUUAAUCAACGGAUUUUUAGUUGAUUUGGUUUCUCCUUCUAACAUUACUUAUUUAUGAAAUUUUGGAUCUUUAUUGGGAUUGUGUUUGAUUUUACAGAUAGUCACUGGGUGUUUUUUGUCUAUGCAUUAUUGUUCUGAUGUUAAUUUUGCUUUUGCUUCAAUUGGUCAUAUCAUGCGAGAUGUUAAUUAUGGGUUUUUAUUAAGAUAUCUUCAUGCUAACGGUGCUUCUUUGUUUUUUUUUUGUCUUUAUGUUUAUAUUGGUCGAAGUUUAUAUUAUGGGGGGUAUUUAAAAUUUCAUGUUUGAAGCAUUGGAGUUGUUAUUUUUUUAUUAACAAUGGCGAUUGCCUUUAUGGGCUAUGUUUUGCCUUGGGGACAAAUGUCUUUUUGAGGGGCAACUGUAAUAACUAAUUUAUUGUCUGCUAUUCCUUAUUUUGGGAUUGAUAUUGUUCAGUGAGUGUGAGGCGGGUUUAGUGUUUCAAAUGCAACAUUAAAUCGGUUUUUUAGUUUACAUUUUUUACUUCCUUUUAUUUUAGUUUUUCUUGUUAUUCUUCAUUUAGUUUAUUUACAUGUUGAUGGGUCUAAUAAUUCAACAGGAUUAAAUUCUUCAAUUGACGGGGUUUCAUUCCAUACUUUUUAUACAUCAAAAGAUUUUUUUGGUUUUUUUUUUCUUUUUUUUUUAUUUUGUUUUUUUGUUUUUUUUUUGCCAAAUUUAUUAGGAGAUGCUGAAAAUUUUAUUCAAGCGAAUUCUUUGGUUACUCCGGUUCAUAUUCAACCAGAAUGAUAUUUUUUAUUUGCUUAUGCARUCUUACGUUCUAUACCAAAUAAAUUAGGUGGGGUUAUUGCAAUGUUUUGUAGUAUUUUUAUUUUAUUUUUUUUAUCUAUUUUACAUCAAAGUCUUUUAAAGGGGCUUUUUUUUCGUCCUUUAGGUCGAAUUGCAUUUUGGUUUUUAAUUAUUGAUUUUGCUUUAUUAACUUGAAUUGGAUCACAAGUUGUAGAAGAACCUUUUAUUUUAAUUGGUCAAAUACUUUCUUUUUUUUAUUUUUUUUAUUUUUUAGUUUUAAUACCAGUUUUGGGUAUUAUUGAAAAUCAAUUAUUAAAUAAAAAUUAA
Stylophora pistillata is the source of this 1140-nucleotide messenger RNA. Lineage: Eukaryota; Metazoa; Cnidaria; Anthozoa; Scleractinia; Pocilloporidae. The record is from the annotation of a RefSeq genome assembly.